Molecule: messenger RNA, 1361 nt
Organism: Camellia sinensis
Lineage: Eukaryota; Viridiplantae; Streptophyta; Magnoliopsida; Ericales; Theaceae
Source: RefSeq, a predicted model, not a curated record
UAUUUGAAUGAAGCACGACAUACGCCUCUUUUAUGUUGUUUUACUUGAAUUUUAGAAAGACAAGAUCCUGUUGAUAUGUGAACCCUAGAAUGUCCACGUGCUAACUCAAUAUCUCACUGCGAAGAACAGAGAGAGAAACGCACGAGGAGAGACACUGGGUCGUCGCCGUUGCAGUUGCCGAAGUCGACGUUGAGGAACCACAUCUCCCUAAUCUUCUUCUUCUUCUUCGCUUUCGUCGCAGCAAAUGGUAAGCGGCUUUCGGGGCCUCCGUGCGUGUUGCUUCCGCUUCUCUCACACGGCGGCGAUUCCUCUCCCCAUACACUCCUCCGCGCUCUCUUUCCGCCGCCGACUGUUCGUCACCAACUGCUCAGCCUCCGUCGCCGGAAAAAAGGAGAAGGUAAUCGUGAUUUCCGGCCCCACCGGUGCCGGCAAAAGCAGGCUCGCUUUGGAGCUCGCGAAACGCCUCAACGGAGAGAUCAUCAGUGCUGACUCUGUCCAGGUAUAUCGAGGACUUGAUGUUGGAUCUGCAAAGCCUUCAUUGAGUGAAAGAAAGGUAUUCAUAUAUUACUGCAUUUUAAGAUUCUACUUGUUUAAAGCAUGUUUAUAGCUCACACGUCUUGUAUCAUGUAUUAUGGCCAAGUUUGACAACCCAAAAAUAAUUCAUCUUUUUAUUUUUAUUUUAUUUUAUUUUUUUAUCACAUCACCUCUCUACUUUUUUGCAUACCUUUUCGUAAAAAUAAAAAAGUGCACUUAUUUUUUGCAUACCUUUUCGUAAAAAUAAAAAAGUGCACUUAUUUAGGGCAUCCAUCUUUUCUCUAUCAUGUGUCAUAUAUCAUGGUCAUUUGGUUGUUAUUGCUUAAUUCUAAUUUUUUGUAAGUGAUUAUUUCUUUCUCAUACCUUGUAUAUGUGUGCUUAUGCUUUGAAUUUAACCCUUUUUUUUGGCGUGAUUGUCUGUCCAUCGGUCACUAUCGUGGCAACACCCCAAUCAAUGGGUUUACAAGUUUCUGUCCAAUUAGAAGAUCUAUCAGAAAAAGGUAGCUUAGUCUACGAGGAUUAGGAAACACCAUGAUACACUAGUGCAUAAAACAAAUCAUAGUUCUACUGGGCUAAUGACAGGUGAAUUGGUAGAGAUAAACAAAAAGAGAAAAAGAUAAUGGACUUAAUUUGCAUUUUUGUGUUGUUUUCCUUUCUUUUUUGCGCCUUUUUGUGUCAGUUUCUGUUCGUUUGAUGACAAUGUUGUCUGGCUAAAGAGCCUUUUGUUUUUUUCUCUGUGUCUGUUGUUAGUUUUGUGGUGCCUGAGGGAUGCCUCUUGUAAACCUGUAUAUGUUAUUGUUUUUAAUUUAUAACUUAUUUACCUAAAA